CUGAAAUCGGCCAUGGAGCCCAUUAGCACGCCUUCACGUGCCAUGACACGGGUGCGCUCCGAGGAGCCUUAUUCGACCCCCGUGAAGAGUUUCGAGCCCCGAAGUCGUGAAUUGACACCUACGAUCUAUGGAGGCUCCCUUUGCACUAAGGCGGAUUCUUCGUGGUUGCGGAGUUUGGAACAGCAGGUCUUGGACCGUCUCCGCAAGGAUGCAUAUUUGCUUUCUACAUUGAAGCGCAGCAUGCACAAGGACAUGGAAGAGCAACUGCAGCUUGCUCGCAGAGAGCUGGAGGUCUUCUUUGCUAGAGAGCUGCGUGCUCUGCGAGACUCCACCGCCACCACUGUUGAGGUGCAAGCAAUUGCAGCGGAAAUGAAAACGCUGCAUCGGAGCAACGGCAGUGAGAACCUGGCUGAAGCUGUGGCCAAGCUCUGUGGAGAGUUGGAUCACAUCACCAAGGAGGCGGUUACCCAGACCAGCCUUCAGGCGUCCAUGCGAAGUCUUCGGGCAGAGGUGGAAGAGACCCUCCGGAAAAACCAGGGACUCCCAGAAGAUCGGAUACGCAGAGACCAGCAGCUUGCAGAUUUGCAGGACAUUCAAGAUCAAGUCAAGGAGUUGAAGUCGCAACAGGAUCGGUGGGAAGUGAGUCACCGUCAGCGCGAAGAGGACUGUGCUCAGAACUUUGGCUUCUUGAAGGAAGAAUUGGAGCAACAUCGACAACAGAUGAAGAACGAUAAGCAGAUCUACCGGCAGGAUCUGAAGAAGGGCCUCUCCAGCAUCAACGACAAAGUUGAGGCUUUGCGCUUUGACCUGGAUGCAGCGAACGAGAAGUUGAGCAAGUCGCCUGGCGAGGACACGAAACUUCCCCAUGCCUUCAGACACGAGUUGGCUGUUCUCAGCAAUGACCUGGCUGAGCUGAAAAGACAGGUAAAGCAACAAUCCUUGGACCUUCUGAAGAGAAGAGAUGACAAAGACGACCUGGUCGAGGGUGCACUGGGCCUGCGCUUGGCCAACAUCGAGGAACAGGUGUUGACUAUAAAGCCCCAGCUGACACAGAUCUCUCAACUGAGGGAACACGUUGUGAAGCUCUCGAACACUUGGCAACUGCAGGGCGAGGCUUCAUCCAUUGCACAGCGAGUCGCGCAGCUGGAAGGCUCUAUGUUGGAGUUGCAAAGCAGUCGGCGCCGAACUAGCCCCUCACCAACACGGAAGGAGGAGCCGUCUGAGUCGCUGUGGGCCAAGCAGAUGGCUGCCCUGUCCGUGCAGCAGGAUCAGUACUGUGAGCAGCUGGCCAUCGUGGAGGACAAGGUGACGAACCUAUGGCAGUUGACGCCACGUAUUUGUGAGCUGGAGCAUCAGCAGAAGGACUUUUGGCGACUUCAGGAGCAGUUGAAAAGCCUCUCCUUGAAUAUCGACCGCCUGAAUGCAGCUCCAAUGGCAUCAGCACCCAGUAGGGAACAUCUCCUGCUGCAGCUGUCGGAGCAGCGGCAGGUCACUGAACGUCGCAUCGAGCAGCUGAAAGGAGAGUUGCUGCAGUACACCACGUCUGUCGCAGAUGUUCGCGACGAGAUGCGCAGAAUGAUCGGCCAGCAGGGCGAACACUUCCUAAAGCUUACCGGGGAGAACUACUCAGGUUUUCUCGAUAGAUUGGCAGGCUUGGAGAGGCAACUGCACGAACGUGCACCUGAGAGCCAAAAGCUGAAGUCGUUGAUGGAGGAAACGACGUUGAACUUGGAAAGACGCUUGAACUCUUUUGAGCGGCAGCUCAAAGAAGGUCAGACGCGUGCCAUGGACACACGCUUUGAACAUCUCGAUGGGAUUCGAAGGCCGUUGGAAUCGCGGCUGAGCACUCUGGAGCUCCAGCUGCGGGAAGCCCGGGAGACCGAGUCGCCGUCUCCGGAGCCGCGCCUGGCCUCGAUGGAACGCAAGCUGCGGGAGGGACAGGAAGAGCAUGCCAGGCAGCUGCGUGGCUUUGAGGAGCGCUGUGAGCUCUUAGAGACAGCGAUGUCUCGUGUAUCUGGUGCACUUCCGCGUCUCUCCAGUGACAUCAUGCGCGACUGGGAGGCCUUGGCCAACGAACGCUUCGCAGAGGCAAAAGUCACCCAGGAGCUCCAACGUGUGGCACAACGGAUGGAGACACUGCCCGAAUCAAUGGAGCGAUGUGAACAGGAGCUCGCAUUGUACCGAACACGCCUUGACUCCUUACCAGAGGUUGCCACAGCUCAGCAGCUGCAGCGCUUGAACGAGGACUUGGGCGCACUCAAAACGCGCUUGGCUUGUCUGCCCGACAGAGGUGCUGAAAGACUCUGCUCCCUGGAGGAGGCGAUGAAAAGCAUCUCGUGGGAGCUGAAAGAAUUGGCAACGCAGUUCGGCAACGUUGCUCAGAUGCAGUCGCAGAUGCAGAAUUUGGAUGGUCAGAUGGAGAUUGUCACUGGGCUCAUUCAUCGUAUGGAUGCCAUGGGGCGCUUUCUUCAGCAUAUCCAGGACGGCAUGCGUUGUGAGACCUGAGAUCGGGCACAAAGUCGCUUGGCCCAGAUUGGAACAAUGUUACAAUGUUCGCAAAUGUAAGUUCUUUCAGGUAAAGCUGGAAUAAUUGUGCUUGAC
This is a messenger RNA of Cladocopium goreaui, 2601 nucleotides long. NCBI's taxonomy places the organism in Eukaryota, Dinophyceae, Suessiales, Symbiodiniaceae. The record is from the annotation of a GenBank genome assembly.